AGCUAACACAUCAUCUUUUCAAUUCACUUAGGAGAUAGUGCUUCAAAUAUAAUUAGUAUUGAUUUUAUACCUUAACAGGUUACCAAGAUGAACCGUAUGGAGAGACGCAAUCAUACUGCAGUGACCAAGGUGACAGAAUUUAUUCUCAUGGGGAUCACAGACAACCCUAGGCUGCAGGCACCACUCUUUGGAAUCUUCCUCAUCAUAUACUUAGUCACAGUGGUGGGCAAUCUGGGCAUUGUUAUCUUGACCCAUUUGGACUCCAAGCUACACACCCCCAUGUACUUUUUCCUUAGGCACUUGUCAAUUACUGACCUUGGUUACUCCACUGUCAUUGGCCCAAAAAUGAUGGUAAACUUCGUUGUCCACAAAAAUACCAUUUCCUACAAUUGGUGUGCCACUCAGCUAGCAUUCUUUGAGAUUUUCAUCAUUACUGAACUGUUUAUUCUAUCAGCAAUGGCCUAUGAUCGCUACGUAGCCAUCUGUAAACCCCUUCUCUAUGUGGUCAUCAUGGCAGAGAAAGUACGUUGGGUGCUGGUAUUUAUUCCCUAUCUCUACAGCACCUUUGUGUCACUACUCCUUACAAUUAAGUUAUUUAUGCUGUCCUUCUGUGGCUCCAAUAUCAUCCAUUACUUUUACUGUGACUGUCUCCCUCUGAUAUCCAUGCUUUGUUCUGACACACGUGAAUUAGAACUGAUCAUUUUGAUCUUCGCUGGAUGUAAUUUGCUCUCCUCCCUCUUGAUUGUUCUCAUAUCCUAUAUGUUUAUUCUUGUGGCCAUUCUCGGAAUGAACUCAGUGGAGGGGAGGUACAAAGCCUUCUCCACCUGUAGCUCCCAUCUGACAGUGGUGGUCGUGUUCUAUGGGACAUUAUUGUUUAUUUACCUGCAACCCAAAUCCAGCCAUACUUUCGAUAUUGACAAAAUGGCCUCUGUGUUUUACACCUUGGUGAUCCCUAUGCUGAAUCCAUUGAUCUACAGCCUAAGGAACAGAGAAGUAAAAGAUGCUUUAAAGAGAAUAUUAACUAAUCAAUUGAAAAGUUCUGCUUAGUAUCUUAAUAUUCAGUUGUAUAGUAGG
Molecule: messenger RNA, 1074 nt
Organism: Microcebus murinus (gray mouse lemur)
Lineage: Eukaryota; Metazoa; Chordata; Mammalia; Primates; Cheirogaleidae
Product: olfactory receptor 8K1
Biological process (GO): G protein-coupled receptor signaling pathway
Cellular component (GO): membrane
Molecular function (GO): G protein-coupled receptor activity; olfactory receptor activity
Source: RefSeq, a predicted model, not a curated record